Molecule: messenger RNA, 2803 nt
Organism: Labrus mixtus (cuckoo wrasse)
Lineage: Eukaryota; Metazoa; Chordata; Actinopteri; Labriformes; Labridae
Exons: 7
Coding region: 133-924 (263 amino acids)
Source: RefSeq, a predicted model, not a curated record
UUUACAAUUACCACACAUGGUUUAACAAGAAAGGUCUGGAAAGAGAGCUCAGUCAGUCAGUCACCGCCGGGCUGCUGAAGCUGUCGAAUUGUUACCUUAGGUUAUAUAUAUUAUAUACAGGUUAUACAUGCGAUGAGUGGUGUCAUGAAUUUCAAAAACUGCGGCUCUGUGCUGAUAACGGGAGCCAGCCGUGGGCUCGGGCUGCAGAUAGUCGACAGCCUGGCCAAUGGAGGUUUUUCACCCGGCAAGAUUAUAGCCACGACCAGACACCCAGCGAGCGCACAGAAACUUCACGAACUGGCAGCGAAUCAUCCCAACAUCCACAUUAUCCCUAUGGAUGUAUUGAACCAGGAGAGUAUAGAGAAGUCUGUGGAAGAGGUUGGCCAACUCGUACAAGAAGAGGGUCUGAACUGCCUGAUCAACAAUGCUGGGAUCAACCUGGUGGCCGACUUUCAUACCGUCACUGCAGAGCAGAUGAUAGAAAACUUUCACACCAAUGCUGUGGCUCCUCUAAUGAUCACCAAGGCCUUCCUGCCUCUAUUGAAGAGAGCUGCAUCAAGAGGAGGAGCAGGCAGUGAAGCGAGCAUGGGCAUCCAGAGGGCAGCAGUCAUUAACGUGACCUCUCUGCUUGGCUCUGUGGAGCUUAACUGGGGAGAACGGGCCAAAAACUUCAAAUGGUACCCUUACAGGACGUCCAAGAGUGCCCUAAACAUGGUGAGUCGCUGCAUGGCAGUGGACCUGGAGCCUGAUGGGAUCCUCUGUAUGGCCAUACAUCCUGGCUGGGUCCGCACUGAUAUGGGGGGGUCUGAGGCUCCACUGAGUCCAGAGGAGAGCAUCUCAUCUAUCCUGUCUGUGAUUGGUGGACUGACUGAAAAAGACCAUGGGUCAUUUCUGAACUUUACAGGAGAGGUGUUGCCGUGGUAACCCCGAUGAGGGUAAAUAAGAGCACUACUAACUGAUGGUAUGAUCAGCUUUGCAAAGAUCAAUGUAUUACUGACCGAGUGCAUAGUGUUUACUUUGAAUCGUCCUCCACAUUUAAAUAGUGUGUGCAUCUUCCACAUAGAACUUUAGUCGAGAAGGCCAAGAUCAUUUUGUUUCUUUUUGUGGGGAUUACCUUAAAUUGUGCACCAUACCUGUGGAUGAGCCGGGUAUUCAGUGUACUAGAGUUUGACUUUAUGCUACAUAUUGUUUACAGAGUAUACUUGGAGAGCAGUGCGGCCCUCAAUACCCCCAACAAGUUACAAUAACUAAUCUGAGCUGCGUCCAUAUGAACAUAUAUUGCUACAUUCCUUUGAUCUGAUCCUGAGUCAGACUCACUGUUCAGACAGACAAAGGAGACUUAGUUGAGAAUGUCUUAACAGAAGCCCUAUUCAGACUUCCGCGAUAUUAACUCCCCUGGGUCGUUUCGCAUUCAAUAUGAAUGUCACAGAGGCAUAAUGGGGGGGCAAAAUGAUCCCCCGUCUGUACCAUCUUCAGGUGGUAGUAACGGAGGCAUUUCAGAGGUGAGAAUGAGAUCAGCGCAGCGCUGUGUGUGCGUGGAUGUCUGACUUUGUGUAUAUGUGGAGCUCCCGCUGUGCUGUGGUGUGCUACCGCAACGCCGGAAAAAUUGUGCAUUUGCUGAUUGGUUACGGCACUUUUGCAAAAUAGCGGUCUGAAAACGGCUACAGUUACAUUUUAGACGUCAUUCAAUAAUUAUACAUCCAAGAAGACAUUUGGCAGUUGGAAAGCUGAAUUAUGGUGGCCACUUGUGCUGUGUUUUUCUACCCUGUGAAUGUAGUCCCACUAUGCUAGCAUGAGCAUGUCAUAAGUUCAGUUUAGUUCAGUCAUUUAUUAUACGACAAUCGUAGUCACCAAUUUGGAUUUUGUUGUUUAGAUAGACCAAAGAUGACAUUUGUUGAAAAAAAAAGGUGAUUUUGUUGAAAAUGUUUUAAUCUUCAGAGUAUUUUAAAAUGCCCAUAAAGCUGCACACAACUGCAGCUCAGUUUGUUUUAUACUCGUUUCUGUUUGCUUAAUGCUCCCUUAAUGCUAAAUCAGAUGACCUUUGAAGUGUUGUGCAGUACUGCUCUCUUACUGUAUGAUAGUCAGAUGUUCCUGAGUUGUUAAAAAGUUUCUUGAGUCUCUGAACUGCUGGAAAAUUAAGAUUGUCGUAUCAUUUUAUUGAUAAGAGUUGUUUUUGUGUGUGUUCUUUUGUGAAGGGACAUGUUGUAUGUUUUGAGAAGGUCCCUCAGAUAGAAUCAAAUAUGUGCUCUAGGUUGAGACAAAGAAAGGUAAACCAGCAAAGUUCCUGGUAGAAAAAAACUCAAAUGUUGUAAAGUUGCUGUUUAGCCUCUGAUAUAUUAUCAGAUUGGGUAACACUUUAAAAUAGGUGCAGACAAUUGAUCAUUCACUAGUUUCUUAAUAGAAUGCUAAUUAUUAGCUUAGUGGCUGCUUAUUAGUCAUUAUUAAGCACUUAUUAGCACCUUACUCUACAUGACUGUAGUCUAUAACUAAUAGAACAGUUAAUGGUGAAUAUUAUGAUCUUAAUUUAAAGUGUUAGCUCUGGUUGCUCUCUCUAUGCUAGUCAGUCAUUAGAUCAUGUGGUUUAGAUUUCUAUGCACACAUGAGGAAGUAAAGUGAAUGAUCUGCAGAUGUACUACUAAAGAGUUGUAUCAUCUGUAUGCCGUGUUUAUAUUGCAGUAGUAUUUGUUCUUGAGGUCCGGCGUCCGUUAAAAUAUGUUAAGAUGUGUAGCUUAUUUUUUGAGAUAGCUAAUGUUUGAAGAAUUGAAUGCUGUGUAAUAAAAGUUGGAAGUAUUAAGUAAAAUAC